AUGAUCUAUCUAUCUAUCUAUCUAUCUAUCUAUCUAUCUAUCUAUCUUAGUCUUGUCACUAUCUAUCUUAGUGUUGUCCUAUCUAUCUAUCUAUCUAUCUAUCUAUCUAUCUAUCUAUCUAUCUUAGUGUUUCUUGUUAUAUCUAUCUAUCUAUCUAUCUUAGUCUUGUCAUCUAUCUAUCUAUCUAUCUAUCUUAGUCUUGUCACAUCUAUCUUAGUUUGUCAGAUCUAUCUAUCUAUCUAUCUAUCUAUCUAUCUAUCUAUCUAUCUAUCUAUCUCUUAUAAUCUUUCUGAAACCGGCGACGUUAAGACGCAGAAGAUGUGUUUUCAGAUAUCGCGUGAGGGACGAGGUCUCAAGAGUAAUGGUGAAUCUCAUAGUUUACACGGUUAUACUUUUAGAUAUAUUGCGGCCAAGGAAUAUUCACUUCGGAAAUGGCCGAGAGAAACUGAUAUUUUGUUACAUCUAUCUAUCUAUCUAUCUAUCUAUCUAUCUAUCUAUCUAUCUAUCUCAGUCAGUUCAUAUCUAUCUAUCUAUCUAUCUAUCUAUCUAUCUCAGUUUUAUCUAGUCUGUUCACACAUGAUCUAUCUAUCUAUCUAUCUAUCUAUCUAUCUAUCUAUCUAUCUAUCUAUCUAUCUAUCUCGGUCUAUUUGUAUUCAUCUGUUUGUCAAAUUUUACGAAAGCGAAUGUAACAUGGAUAUCUAUGUCUGA
This is a messenger RNA of Acanthosepion pharaonis, 708 nucleotides long. Lineage: Eukaryota; Metazoa; Mollusca; Cephalopoda; Sepiida; Sepiidae. The record is from the annotation of a GenBank genome assembly.